AACCGUAUAUGGUGACAACGCUUCGUCAAUACUCAGCUCUUUGCUGUUUAAAGGCUCAGCACUGAACCUCCUCGAUGUCGAAGCACAAACUCUUUCUUCUGCGUCAUGGUGAGGGAGCGUGGAACAAAGAGAACCGUUUUUGCAGCUGGGUAGACCAGAAGCUGAGCGAGAACGGGGUUUUGGAGGCUCAGGAGUGUGGGAGGUUGCUGAAGCAGCAUGGCUACCAGUUUGACCAUGUUUUUACCUCCAUCCUCAGCCGCUCCAUUCAGACAGCUUGGCUUGUGUUGGAGGCCAUGGCCCAAGAGUGGGUGCCCGUCACCAAGUCCUGGAGGCUAAACGAACGCCACUAUGGAGCGCUGAUUGGCUUGAACCGGGCUGAGAUGGCACUAAACCACGGUGAAGAGCAGGUUAAGCUAUGGAGGAGAAGUUAUGACAUCACGCCACCCCCCAUUGAUGAAUCCCAUCCCUAUUUUGCAGAGAUCUAUAAUGAUCGUAGGUACAGCACAUGUGAUGUGCCAAAAGAUCAGCUGCCCAAAACGGAGAGCCUAAAGGAAGUGCUGGACAGGCUCUUACCCUACUGGAAUGAGGUUAUUGUUCCUGAAAUAAAGAGUGGCAAAACGAUUCUUAUUUCAGCUCAUGGAAACAGCUGCAGAGCCUUGCUUAAACAUCUAGAAGGUAUAUCAGAAACCGACAUUGUUAAUGUUACUCUACCCACUGGCAUACCAGUUCUGCUGGAGUUGGAUGAAAAUCUUCAAACAGUAAAGCCCAGAGAGCUGCUGGGUGAUGCGGCCAAAAUUGAGGCAGCCAUCAAAAAGGUUGAGAAUCAGGGGAAAAUCAGACAGUAAAGCCUCUGGAGCUGAUGUGCGAUCUGGCCAAAACUGAGGCAGCCAUCAGAAAGGUUGAGGAUCAGGGGAAAAUUGUCGGCGAAAACAAAUGAAAAUUUUACUUUUUGGUUUGUAAGAUUGGUGGAGAUGUGUCUAUGAUCCACUGCUAAACAUUUUAUCUGCAGUGAACAAUUGCUUACUUUAGUUUCUUGAUGUUGGUGUUGGUUUGAGAAGUAUCGCAUGUUGUAGACCGAUGUAGUACAUAUAGGUACACAUACAGUGGGGUCAAAAAGUAUUUAGUUAGC
Messenger RNA from Trichomycterus rosablanca, 1129 nucleotides. It is a transcript of the gene bpgm, whose product is annotated as 2,3-bisphosphoglycerate mutase. Bases 75 to 845 code for a protein of 256 amino acids. Gene Ontology annotation, biological process: glycolytic process. Gene Ontology annotation, molecular function: intramolecular phosphotransferase activity. NCBI's taxonomy places the organism in Eukaryota, Metazoa, Chordata, Actinopteri, Siluriformes, Trichomycteridae. The transcript is spliced from 3 exons. The record is from RefSeq and is a predicted model, not a curated record.